This is a messenger RNA of Abrus precatorius (Indian licorice), 2790 nucleotides long. RefSeq lists its product as uncharacterized. The record is from RefSeq and is a predicted model, not a curated record. The coding region runs from base 284 to 2515 and encodes 743 amino acids. NCBI's taxonomy places the organism in Eukaryota, Viridiplantae, Streptophyta, Magnoliopsida, Fabales, Fabaceae. The transcript has a single exon.
UCUCUCUCUCUCCCUCUUUCUCUCUCUCUCUCUCUCAAACUAAACUCUUUUCCUUUCAUCUCUCACACAACCCCGAUCGCAUGGAAACUUGCCGGAAAUUCAAAUUCCGGCCACCGCGCGUUCUCUCCGGCUAAAUGCACCCAGCUCGAUGUCGUUUCACUGUUUCCCACAAGUCCCAGAACGACGACGAUGAAGAAGACGGCGAAGAACACGUGAUCAAACCCUUCUCGAAAAAAGAUCACGGUUUCCGUUACAUUCACAUUCACGGUCACGACGUGCAGCAAUGGCGGCGGCUACGACGCCGUCAGUGGACUCGGCUUCCGCCGACGAAGCAACGGCGAAAACGGCGCAGAAGCGUUACGAAGGGUUGUUGAUGGUUCGAAACAAAGCCAUAAAGGGAAAAGGGGCGUGGUAUUGGGCACACUUGGAACCCUUGUUGCUUCACAACACCGAAACGGGACUCGCCAAAGCGGUGAAGCUUCGUUGUUCUCUCUGCGACGCCGUUUUCUCUGCUUCCAACCCUUCACGCACCGCUUCUGAACACCUCAAGCGUGGAACGUGUCCCAAUUUCAACAGUGCUGCAAAACCCAUUUCGUCUGUUUCGCCGGCGAGUGCUGCUGCUGUGGUUGUGGUUUCUUCUUCUUCUUCGCCUUCUCCCUCUUCUUUUGUGCAGCACAAUCACCGCAAGAGGACCUCGCCUUCGGGUUCUACGUACCUUGCCCCGACGCGAUUCGGGUCGGGUUUGGUUCAGCAGCAACCGCAUUUGAUGCUGUCUGGUGGGAAAGAGGACUUGGGUGCUUUGGCUAUGUUGGAAGAUAGUGUGAAGAAGCUCAAGAGUCCUAAAACUUCGCCGGGGCCAACUUUGAGUAAGACUCAGAUUGAUAGUGCCCUUGAUUAUUUAGCUGAUUGGGUGUAUGAGUCGUGUGGUUCCGUGUCUUUUUCGAGUUUGGAGCACCCAAAGUUCAGAGCUUUUCUUGCACAGGUUGGUUUGCCUAGUGUUUUUCCCAGAGAGUUAACGGGGGGUAGGUUGGAUGCAAGGUUUGAGGAAGUUAAGGUUGAGUCUGAAGCGCGGAUUAGUGAUGCCAUGUUCUUUCAGAUUGCUUCUGAUGGGUGGAAGGGGAAGAACAAUUGGGAUGGAGAUGGGGAUGAGGGGUUGGUGAAUUUGAGUGUCAAUCUUCCUAAUGGGACCAGUUUGUACAGAAGAGCAUUGUUUGUGACUGCUUCUGCUCCUUCCAAGUAUGCUGAAGAGGUUUUGUGGGAGACAAUCACUGGCAUUUGUGGGAAUCUGGUGCAACAGUGUGUUGGGAUAGUUGCAGACAAGUUCAAGGCCAAGGCUUUGAAAAACCUUGAGAAUCAGAAUCAUUGGAUGGUUAAUCUUUCUUGUCAGUAUCAGGGUUUCAAUAGUUUAAUCAAGGACUUCGCCAAGGAACUUCCCUUGUUCAGGACUGUCACCGAGAAUUGUCUCAAGCUUGUGAAUUGUGUCAAUUACAGGUCUCAGGUGCGGAACAGUUUUCACAAGUACCAACUCCAAGAGUACGGCCACACUUGGUUGCUUCGGGUGCCAAAGGAUUUUAGCUUUGGCCCUGUGUAUACAAUGAUGGAGGAUACAUUGAGUUCGGUUCGUGCUCUGCAGUUGGUUCUAUUGGAUGAACCCUUCAAGAUGGUGUCCAUUGAAGACCAGAAUGCAAGAGAAGUUGGGGACAUGAUUCGAGAUGUUGGGUUUUGGAAUGAUUUGGAGUCGGUUCACAGUUUGGUUAAAUUGGUUAAGGACAUGGCUCAGGAGAUUGAGGCAGAGAGGCCACUGGUUGGGCAAUGCCUUCCCCUUUGGGAUGAAUUGAGAACAAAAGUGAGGGAUUGGUGCUCCAAAUUCCAUAUUGCAGAAGGAGCAGUGGAAAAGCUAGUUGAGAGAAGGUUCAGGAAGAACUACCACCCUGCUUGGGCUGCUGCUUACAUUCUUGACCCUCUUUAUUUAGUGAGAGACACUAGUGGCAAGUACCUUCCACCCUUCAAGUACUUGACCCCUGAGCAGGAGAAAGAUGUGGACAAACUCAUAACCAGGCUUGUUGCAAGAGAUGAAGCUCAUAUUGCUCUCAUGGAGCUCAUGAAAUGGAGAACAGAAGGGCUUGAUCCAGUUUAUGCUCAAGCUGUUCAGAUGAAGGAGAGAGAUCCAAUCACUGGGAAGAUGAGGAUUGUGAAUCCACAAAGCAGUAGGCUUGUGUGGGAAACUUAUCUCACUGAAUUCAAGUCCUUAGGAAAAGUUGCAGUGAGGCUAAUAUUCCUUCAUGCCACUUCAUGUGGCUUCAAAUGCAAUUGGUCUUUGUGGAGAUUGGUUUGUGCCCAUGGCCACUCCACUGCACUGGACAAGGUGCAGAAGUUGAUAUUUAUUGCAGCUCAUUCCAGACUUGAGAGGAGGGAUUUUUCCACUGAUCAAGAUAAGGAUGCAGAGCUGUUUGCCUUGGCAAAUGGUGAGGAUGAUGUGUUAAACGAGGUUCUUGUUGAUACAUCCUCAGUGUAACAUUUUUCCCCUCUUUUUUUUCUUGGGUUAAUCAGUUAGGAAUUUUAAUUUUUUAGGAUUUAUUGAAUUCUUUCCACUACCCUCUUCUCUUUCAUGUCUUCUUCCUUCUUUCUUUUUUUAUUCCCUUUGCAUUUUGAACACUUACUAGAAGGACUUUGGAGCCUCGUGAUUCGAGCAACUUCUCCAUCUUUCACCCUACCAUGAUCUUCAAGUUGUUAAAUACUGGGAAAGCGGGAAAGAUUGCAACGCCGGAGAAAAAGUGCAUGACUUACAGA